AUGCUUGAACGAGCCCGAGAAAAGCAAGCGAUUCGCGAAGCAGCACUGGAGAACAAAUUUUCAAAGUCAACGGAACAGCAGGAACGGGAGCCGCGGCAUGAAGUUUGUAUCAGUGCCGUUGAUGCCGACAUCGUUCGACUUCAUCUCAGCCCCGGAAGUAUGCUUUUCCGUUUUGAAACAACCAACGACGAGAAUCACUCGGCUUAA
This is a messenger RNA of Dibothriocephalus latus, 207 nucleotides long. NCBI's taxonomy places the organism in Eukaryota, Metazoa, Platyhelminthes, Cestoda, Diphyllobothriidea, Diphyllobothriidae. The record is from the annotation of a GenBank genome assembly.